Calypte anna (Anna's hummingbird) is the source of this 3951-nucleotide messenger RNA. RefSeq names its product synaptonemal complex protein 2 (gene SYCP2). Lineage: Eukaryota; Metazoa; Chordata; Aves; Apodiformes; Trochilidae. The record is from RefSeq and is a predicted model, not a curated record.
AUGAAAUGCUUACAAGUCUGGCUGAAGAUUUCUUCAACAUAUUGCUGGCUAUAUGUGAUAGCAAACCUGAAGGUAGUUAGAAAACUUAAUUUAAUGCUUGACAACACACCUCGAGAUGCCAGGAAAAAGAUAUUUUCUACAAAGGAAAUGUUGCUUGUCAUGAGUGACAUGGGGCAGAGAAUUUUGGAUGCUGGAGACUAUGACCUGCAGGUGGCCAUUACUGAAGCUUUGUGCAGAAUGGUGUCAGAGAAACAAAGAGCAGAACUGGCAAGCCAGUGGUUUUCCAUGGAGUUUGUGUCAAAUGCAUUUAAAGGAAUUAAAGAUUCUGAGUUCGAAACAGACUGCAGAAAAUUUCUUAACCAGGUGAAUGGGAUGCUUGGAGACAAAAGAAGGGUUUUCACAUAUCCGUGUUUAUCCGCAGCUCUUGAUAAACAUGAGCUACAAAUACCAUUGGAUGAAAACCUUGAAGAAUUUUGGAUUGAUUUCAAUGUUGGUAGCAGAAGUAUAUCUUUCUAUGUGGCAGCAGAUGAUGCAGAUCAACAGUGGGAAACAGUUAUUAUUCCUGAAGAGGGGGUAGACCUGUACAGCCUUGAAGAAAAAGAUUCAAAAACAUUAUUAACAAUAAAUCUAAAAAGCCCAAUGAUUGUUGGUAAUCAAGAAGGAGAGAAUUUUUUUUUAUAUUUUGAUUCCGUUUUGGAAAUCAAAGAUACAACCAGAAAGAUUUAUGGAUUAAGUAAAUGCAAGGGCUUUAGUAAGAAGCAGACUGCAUCAGUUGCCAAAACAACUGUACACGUCGUCUUUGAUGAAAGUGGAUCCCAGGUACUUGUACCAGAAAGUCAGUUGUCACCAUGUUUGGAUAACAAACUUAAAGGAGAGGAGAAGCUCAAUAAAUAUAAAACCCAGCAACUUCCUGCAACCUCAAAGACUCCGGGUAAAAAUAACAAUCAAGAUAAAUGCAAAGUUGAUUCCUCCAAGGUAACUACAGCUCGAAAAAGGAAAGUGUCUGAAGCAUCUGUGCUUAUUCCUGGAACGACAAGACUUCCCACAAGGAGUCCACUGGUAUUUGUUAGUACAGCCACUCCUCAUAAAGGACGAUUUAAAUUACCUUUGGAAAUGAUGAGCUCUGCUGAAAAGUCUAACAAUAAUGACAUAAAUGAGAUGAGAACCAAGAGUUUCUAUGAAGAACCAACUGGAAGUGGGCAAAGAUGUACACUAGAGAAUGGAUUUUGUGAAACAGAACAGAAGAUCAGGAAUUCAAAUAUCAGAAAUGAGUCAAAACUACCUGAAAAGCUAAUGUGUGCUGAGGAAGUUUUAAACAUGAUACAAGAACUGGAUAUUGUUGCCGCAGAAAAGCAAACUUUAGAUGAAGCAUUAGAUGUUGUUCCUGAUUCUCAGCCAGCAGGAAGAGGCAACAAACCUAUGCUGUCUGAUCUGUUGGAGAGUUCUUUUGAUAAAACCAAAACGUGGAAGAAAAGAGCAUGCUCUGUGCCUAAGAAGAAUAUAACAACUGGUGACAAGCAAAAGCUAAAUCCACCACUGGCCCAUACACCCCAUCCAGCUAGAGUAUCCGAAACAUCUUUGCCCUCAGAUUUUACAAAUGAGGAACCAGAUGUUCUCUUUAAAAAAGAUACUGCAAAUCCAAACCAAUUAAAGACGAAAGCAAAGUCUAAAGAAAUGACAGAUGCAACAACAAAAUCCCUAAUUAGUAAGAUCAGUGACAGAUAUAAAGACAAGACUGAUGAGAAAAACAAAGCAAGAGACUCCUUUAGUUUUAGCAGGCCACAUUUAAAUAAAUCAUAUGUCUCUAAGGAAGAAGUUCAGAAUAGAAACCUGAAAACCACUUCUGCUCUUAAUAUAACUGCUGCUCCCACUGGGGAUGAUAUUUACAACUUUCACAUCAGUGGAUUUGAUGAGCCUACCAUAAAACUUGGAAGCAGACAAUCACAUGUUACUGAACUCGGUGCUUAUACAGGUCCAAACAAAAAAAGGAACACAGAUGACAGUAAAACUAUCACUGAGAUAAAAGGAAGCAAAAAAACUACAAACAGUAAAAACAAGAAGCAUCUUUUCAGUGACACGGAUACAGAAUACAGAGCUGAUGACAGCAAGACUGACAUUAGUUGGCUACAAGAAUCAAACAGAAAAUCUAAAGCACAGUUAAUUGAUUACAGUAGAAAUAAAAAUGUAAAGAAAGCAAUAAGCACAGACAAAAUUACAGCAGAUAAAUUCUCUGAACCUGCUUGCUACAUGGAUAAACCUAAAGGCAAAAAUGCAAAUAAAAAAAAGAUAAACAAAAACAAAUGUGAAAAAGAGAAUUCAAAAGCAGAUCAAAUAAUAGAACAAGCCACCAGACAAAAAAGACCACGAAGAGCAGUGGUAGCAAAAAAUUACAAAGAGCCUUCUAGUUCUGAGUCAGAGUGGGAAAGGAAAACUUCAGCUUGUACCUCUAAAGAGAAGAAAUCAAAGCCACAGGUAUACAGUUGUACUCUGUUCCUAAAACAGCUGAAUGAGGAAAACAAGGGUGAUGAUCAGAAAAAAGAACUCCAGAACACGGUGUCUACAGAGCCAAAGGGAAUAGCUAACUACGUACAUAAAGCAUUUCUUAAAUCAAAGAACUCUGCAGAAGAAAAGGAAAUGGAAAUGCUUUCAUCUGAGAGUCUUGCUUCUCCUGAGACAAUGAGAUGUGCUGAAAGAAUAUCAGAAAGUGAUGUUGCUCAAGAGCAUGAUUACAGUGAAACAUCACCUGGUCUUCAGGAUUCAACACCAGAAAAAAGAGAAGUAUUAAACUUUGAGAAAGGAAUCUCUCCCAAUAAUUUCUGUUCACAAAAAAAGAAUAUUCCAAGUAUAUGUCUAAAUCAGUCCCCUGAGAUGACUAUUAAAAAGUUAACUUUUGGAAAUAAAAGUUUCUCACCAGUUUUAACUGAAGCAUCUUUGCUUAGUUUAAGGACAUCCAAAACUGUCAGUGGAAAGCAUUCAAAGGGGUCUGUGUUUGAAACCCGUGAUAAUAAUGAAGAUUCAAGUUUUAGACACUGCUUUUCAGACACACUGGCUGUUAAAGGAAAAGUACAGGAUAUCACUAAACAUGAUACCAAAAGUGAAGAAGAGGAUGAUGCAGGAACAUCUCCAGUUUCUGCUUCCAGUGGAAGAAACGUAGAGUCUUGGAGCAAAGCCCCUUAUCACCCCGUACAUGAGUCAGGACCAACUAUACAGCCAUUUUCCAAGCGAAGGUACCACAGUGAUACAGAAAGCAACUCUGAUGAAGUAGAAACAAACAAAGAGGAGAGAAAGAAAAGAGACAGAAUAAUGAAGUUACAGCCUAGAAAGUUAUUUAAAACAGAUGAUGUUGUUACGUGUGGAGUGUCUGAAACUGUGUCUACUUGGUCUGUAAAUGAUGUGACUGGUUCGGAUGGGGAGCUCUGGGAACCUGGUUGUUCAACUGUGAGUAUAUGUCAGAAGCUCCAAAAAGAAUUUACUAAGAAAAUUGAGAGCCGCUCACGGAUAAUGGAUUGUUUUGCUAAACAGUCAUUAAGAGCUGUCCAUGAGCACUUGACAAAAAUGAGCUAUCAGCUACAUGAAUGCAGGAUCAAACAGCUGGACAAAUUUCAUUUUAUUCUCCUUGAGGAAAUUGAGAAUUUUGAAAAAGAUUCUGUGUCUCUAAAAAACAUGGAGAAAGAGUUCAUGAUCUUUUGGAAAAAACAUACACAUACUUUUAGUGCCUACAUGAGAAGUGAGCAGCAGAGAAUUCAGAUACUUAAAACAUCAUACGAGAAAAACAUCUAUCAUACUGCUGACUAUGAAAAACAUAUUUUUACUUCAGAGAUGAAUCUGAUGAAAGAAGACAUAAAAGGACUCCAAGAGAAACUCCUUAAAGAAAUGCAAGAAGAGGAACUGUGUAAUGUUCGCAGAGGACUGCAGGCAUUGUUUCAAUCAGAAGACAGAAUUCUGAAAUAA